ACAAUCAAUUAUUGAACUCUGAGUGAAACAUGUUCCAAUCGAAGGGGAUCUAUGCGGUGUGGGAAGUGCGAUUCCUGGUGGCCAGCCUGGCGAUCCUACUGCUCCUGAAUCCCGUCGAUGCUCGAUGGACCCGAAGACCGAGGCGCACCACCACACCAAGGAGUUCAACCAGUAGGACCACCCUGAAUCCGGAUCGCCACCAGCACCUGCACCACUGGCCACCACUAGUGGCACCACCGGCACAGCCCCAACCACAGCCCCAAGUGGUUGUGGUACAGAAACCCACUCAAACAGAGAGCAGUCCCCGGCUGAUUGACAGCUUCGAUCAGAGAUCAGUGGAUGGGCAGUACGAGUUCAGAUAUCAGCUGGACAACGGCAACACCCGCUAUGAACGCGCCUACUGGCUGCCCGUUGGCAAGGAUCUGGUUCUGGCCAAGAAGGGUUACUACUCGGUGCCCCUGCCCAAUGACAAAUACUCGACCGUAUUCUAUACGGCCGAUCAUCGUGGCUACCAUGUGGACAUGCAGACAUUAUCCGGAGAACAGCCGCUGUUACCGCGCAGCCUUGAAGUGCCCGAGAUGGAGAGGCAAAUGGAACCGGGAUCAGGAAAGGGAACAGGAUCUGAAAUGGGUACGGGUGCGGGGACUAAGCGAAAUUCAAUAAGCGACCCAGAGCGUAACGAGCUGGAUAUGGAAGUGGAUGAGGAUGUGGACGCAAGUGGAGCUGGCACCGAGCUGGUUCCUAAUGCUGUAAACCAAGUCGAAACCGAAACCGAACCAUCAACUUUGGCCAACGACAUUUUGGCAACUGAAGCACCAGCCGACAUCCACGACGACGAUGAUGAUGACGACGAUGUUGAUGUUGAUGAUGAUGAUGAUGAAGGCGCCUCAAACUGAAAGCCCGAACAUUAGGGGACAUUUGGGCAUAUAGAGGAUGGGGAUUGGGACUGGCAGGGUGACAGGGGGACAGGGACACACACUUGGCUGGGUCGCAACUCGCUCUACUUGCUGCAAAUCAAAUUGAAAACAAUUGUUGCAGUCACCAGUCCGACACAGUUGAGUUGGCCAGUAGUCACUGUAUCCCAACGAGGAGGGGCAGCAGGAGCAGUCAUCUCGACACCACUUAACUCCAUCUUCAUCUUCAUCUUCAUCUUGGACUUCAUGGGAAGUGUGUCUCAAUUGCUCGCUUGACAUCUCCUUCUGGGUCCCUUUCUCGGUUUUCUGUGUGCAUCUCUAUAUAUGAUAGAUUUUUUUUUCGCAAUAUUCAAUAAAAACAAGUAUACGUAGUAUAAAAACUUCAA
Molecule: messenger RNA, 1300 nt
Organism: Drosophila suzukii
Lineage: Eukaryota; Metazoa; Arthropoda; Insecta; Diptera; Drosophilidae
Source: RefSeq, a predicted model, not a curated record